Bolinopsis microptera is the source of this 2680-nucleotide messenger RNA. RefSeq lists its product as uncharacterized. Gene Ontology annotation, cellular component: membrane. The coding region runs from base 230 to 2515 and encodes 761 amino acids. The transcript has 2 exons. Lineage: Eukaryota; Metazoa; Ctenophora; Tentaculata; Lobata; Bolinopsidae. The record is from RefSeq and is a predicted model, not a curated record.
ACAAUCACGGAAAACAGUCGAUAAGUUUGUGAGAGCAGACGAUAGUCUUGUGCUGAAUGACAGAAUCUUCAACAAACGUGUGGUCAAUAGAGGAGCUUUCUCAGUUGGAAGAUGAAACUUCGAUCGAAAAGCGGAUCAUUUUAAUUGGUGGGAAGUUGGGGACACUAGAAACAGCGAUUGACGUCCUACAGAUCCCCCGCUUCCAAAAGGAGAGGAAAAUGUCACCGUUAUGAGGAACAUUCUGUCGGACAAAAACGGACCGGCUAGGAUCGCAAUUGCACUUACAAAAACAGCACCAUCUAUUGUAGACAAAGAGGACGAUUUUGAGUUUAUAACUGACCAACUAAAUGAUUGGUUUAUCUUCGUUCAGAGAAAACUCAGGCGUCCAGUAGCAAAACUGGAUGUGACAUUGCUGGUUGAAUACUUUAAUGAAAUCCUGUUGACACAGGAUAUCGCAAAUCAACAGUGGAUUGGACUAAACGUAAGGAAUAUAUUGGUUAAUCUUUUGAAUUUUCUGAGCAUCUCUGAACAGACGGAAUAUGUUGCAAAGCUUGUACAAGAGCUUACGCAACCUUUAUCCGACACCAGCAAGAACAAACAAGUUCUAGAAAUGCUGAAAAAGUUGGGUGGGCGUGGAAGAUGUGGGAUAAUAAGACGAUCUGAGAAUAAUGCCAUUCUUUAUCAUCUUGUUAGCAUAUGCUUAUCACAGAAAGAAAGAAAUCCAGAAAACGUUACUCAGGUGUCUCUAAAGUUGCUGAUAAUGCUAUACGAGUCACCUCAUUACAUAAAGGAGCAUCAGGCUAUGAAGACAAAUGAAUUUGUACAAUUUUUAACCCGAGGCCAAGCAGCGGAUAAAUAUAACGAUGAAUGCAACAAGAUCCUCAGGUUCUUGAUGUUCAAUGAUCCUAAGAAUGACGUAUUGAGACUACACAUACUUGAUGCUGAUAAACACACACCUUUGUUGGUGGCAUUGGCGAAAAAAAUGAAUAAACAGGAAAAGAAAGAACGAGAUGAAAAGAAUGGUAAAGACAAAGAUAUUGGGAAACUACUCGCCAGACACAACUGCUGUAUAAGUAAAAGUAAGAAUGCCUCAUUGAUCACUUUGGGAUUCUUUGCCAUGAGCUAUCUUAAAGACACGUUCUUUGAUCUGGUUCUAGCUGCAGAUAAGAUUAUAUUCAGGAAAGGAAACCCAGUUCUAGCUUGGUUACUCCUUGCAUUCGCAAUAUUUCCUCUUCUGGUAUGCAACGUUGUCUCCCUCAAGAAUUUCUACUCAUCCACUCCACUUUCGGUCUUUGUUUCUUUGGAAGGUCACGUACCUCGCUAUAGACUGCUGAAAUACGUAUUUCCUUGGCAAUUCGACAGCGUGAAACAUGUAGUGUUUAACCUGCUGACUUUCCUUCAGCUCCAACCGUUAAUUACUGUCGUUGAUCAUCUUUACCAUCAUGUGCAGUCUAUAGAAAAUAUAUUGAAAUCACAGUACAACAUACGGAAAGUAAAAUGCCUUGAAAGUAUGUUGGAGAACAUACCUUGUCUGGCUAUCAAGAUAGUUCAAGUUGCUACACAAAUCGAAGAAGGACACUUCGAUUGGACUUCAACAUGGAAUAUCUUUGAAAUUGUAUCCAUGGCCAACUCACUUUAUUCCCUGAGCAAAUCUUUUCUUGAUUUCGAGAAGGCAGCGAGGUUUGUGGAUUACGAUAUGUAUCAAAUACGACUGAAAUCACAGAAAGCCAUGGUGUUCUUUGGAUACUUGACCAUGAUAAGCUCUAGGAUGCUCCUCUUCUUGAUACUAGCAAGAUUUGAACUAUGGGUUCUCAUUGUUGCUGUCUCGAUACACAUUUUGGUGACCUUCCUAAUCAACCUUUUUACCUAUCACGUUAAGGCUGAAAAAGACGGAUCCGAGGAUGAACAUUUCGUGUUUCUAAGAAGAUUCGACUUGAGACUAAUUCCAUUCGCACUAUCAGAGGGUUUCUUGGUUCUGCUGAGGAGUCCUAUGGAGUAUAUUGGGAUCUAUCCAAACUUUCAAUAUGCCAGGAGAAGAUGGCAGUUUUUCGGAAUAUACUUCAUGCAUCUGACUGAAAUUUUGAUGAUAAACCUGUGCUUUUUGUUCCUCAAAUUGAAUAAUGCAUUACACAGACAUCAGGCGAUGUCCAUUAUUAGCAUAGUCAGCAUGGGACUCUACAUACUCAGCGGACUCUUCUUUGCAGUAUACUUCUUUGUGGUGCAUCCAAAGAAAAAAGAGAGUUCCAAAUUUGUUCCAAAGAACAAAAGUUUGGAAUUACAGCUAAUUGAACCGGAGCAUGAUGAUGAUUGGAGGAAAAAGCCUUGCCUAAAAGUUAAAGAUAUCUUCAAUAUAAAUGGGACGACAUUGCCUAGUCCAGACGACAGGAAUCCUUAUAUUGGACUUAAUUCCGAAACAGAGGAAUUCGAUCCCAACAACGAUACAGGCAAUAACACUUACAUCAAACAAAGAAGCAAAUUCAAAAUCAACGGCAAAAAGGAUUUAAUUAACAUUUAAGAGACACGGUUCUCGAGAAUCGAUUAUCGGGAUUAUUGCCUCAAAUUCAGAGCAGUUAAUUGCAACCGGCUAAAGCAGUGAUUCAGUGAUUGGUGUUAUCUUAUUCAUUUGACAGACUAAGUGUAUAAUAAGUGUACAAAGUGAUUUUAAUCUUUUUAUUCUACA